UCGGGGCCAGGAGCCUGGGAAAUAGAGGCGAUUGCUCACUGGACUGAGGGGCCGAGAGGGGGCGGGGGAAGAAGCGAGGCGAGUCGGGUCGCAGACGUUGCCCUCGAGGACCCUCAGUGAGCCCUGGCCAACCCUCCUAGUCCUUAUCAAGUCGGGCACGGCCUUGCACAGGAGAGCCCCACGUUUUACCCUGAGCUCGGGCCUUCUGAGGCGGGAGGUACGGACGGGCUCCGUGCUGAGGGACCUGGUCGGGUGUGUCUGUCCUGAGUUGAGCGUUAUUGACAACCAGGACGGCCCGGUGCGCUAACCUGAGGCGGCGCCGGCCAUUCUGCUGCUUGUCCCCUUGCACUUCUCCAUUUCCUCCUAGGGCUUGAAUGGGGUCUUCAGCUGAGGGCUCUACGCGUGCCCUUCGAACCUGCUCCGAGUAAUGGUGAGGGGGUAGUGUGGCGUUAUUUCAUUUCACAGCUUCUCGGCCUUCCACAGGUUUCCCUCCGUCUCAGGCACUUUCUUAAGCCAGAAGCUGGCUUCCCAGGUUCAGAAAAUGAGCUUGGAGUGGGGGCCACGUUGAGGGAGGCGAAGGGCAUUGUGGGGGCGUUAUGUAAAAGCAGGACACCCCCCCCCCCAACCGACGGAUCGUCCCGGGUCCUCGCGCCAAAGGGGCACGCGAGGCCCUGGGGGCAUAAGCUGUUGAGAAGGUUCCAGGGCGGGAAUCCGGACCCGGUGCUUUGCGCACGCCUGUGCGCCCAGUACGGAAGCAACCCAGACUGCACCAUCCCGAAGUCUUGAAGUCUUCCCGAGAAGCGUCAUGAUUUCGUGGCUUCCUUUGGGAUGAGGAAACCCCAAAGUAGGAUCCAGGAAGAUUUAAAGGGUGCCUGGAGGUGGCUGUGGCCACUGCAAGGGCCACUAGGAAGUUGAUUUGUCUGUCUCAUCCUCCCCUGGCCCAGCCUCAUUCUUUCAGUUCUUGGAAAGGCUAUGUUCAAGCCCUCCCUCAUCUCGUUCACCCCAGCCACUGACCCCAGUGACCUCUGGAAGGAUGGGCAGCAGCAGCAGUCACAGCCUGAGGAGCCAGAGGCCGCCCUGGAUGGGGCUACUGCCAGAGCUUUCUACGAGGCCCUCAUCAGGGAUGACAGCAGUGCCCUUGAGCCCAAGGCAUCUCAACCUGAGCCUGCACUGGAAAGAAAGAGGAAGAGGAGAAGAACUAUGAGGGAGACAGCAGCAGAAACAGGGUCUGCAGGAGCACCGGAAAGACAUGGACAGUGGAGAUCCCCUGAGGCCGAGGACAAGAUGACGCAGCAGAUCCUGAGGGCAGCCCAGGAGGGAAACCUGGCAGAACUGCGAAAGCUGUUGGAACCCCAUGAGGCAGGGGGAGCUGGAGGGAAUAUCAACGCCCGGGAUGCCUUCUGGUGGACUCCCCUGAUGUGUGCUGCCCGGGCGGGCCAGGAGGCUGCUGUGCGCUAUCUCCUGGGCCGUGGGGCUGCCUGGGUGGGUGUCUGUGAGCUGAGUGGCAGGGAUGCUGCUCAGCUGGCUGAAGAAGCCGGCUUCUCCGAGGUGGCUCGCGUGGUCAGAGAGAGCCAUGGAGAGACAAGAAGCACAGAGAACCGGUCCCACACCUCUUCUCCCCAGUACUGUGAGACCUGUGAUGCCCAUUUCCAAGACUCCAACCACCGCACAUCUACUGCUCACCUGCUGUCAUUGUCUAAGGAUUGUCAGUCCCCCAACGUUGGCCUUGGGGUGCCCACCACCAGCCCAGGUUUCCAGCUGCUAUUGCGGGGAGGCUGGGAGCCAGGAAUGGGGCUGGGACCCCGAGGUGAGGGCCGAGCCAACCCCAUCCCCACUGUCCUCAAGAGGGACCAGGAAGGAUUAGGCUACAGAUCACCACCCCAGCCCCGAGUCACACACUUCUCAGCUCGAGAUACCCGGGCUGUGGCCGGAAGGAUGAGAGGCCCUCGGGUGGCUACACUGAGCCGGAGGGAGGAGCGAAGGCAAGAGGAACGGGACAAAGCCUGGGAGCGGGAACUGAGAACAUAUAUGAACCUUGAGUACUGACCUUGAUCGAGCCUGGCCCUGGUCUGCUGCUGAAGUCUGAAUUGGCCCCUGGCCUGGGCACUUUGACUUGACUUUCUGGGAUCUGGCCAGGUACAGAACUUCAGUUUUUGAUCAGUGGGCUGAGAGUUGAGAAAUAAAUUAAGCAUCUCCAUCUCUCUUGGUUUAUUCAGUUUUCUGGAAGCUGUUGUGG
This is a messenger RNA of Lepus europaeus (European hare), 2236 nucleotides long. It is a transcript of the gene GPANK1, whose product is annotated as G-patch domain and ankyrin repeats 1. The transcript has 4 exons. Lineage: Eukaryota; Metazoa; Chordata; Mammalia; Lagomorpha; Leporidae. The record is from RefSeq and is a predicted model, not a curated record. Gene Ontology annotation, molecular function: protein binding; nucleic acid binding. Bases 973 to 2046 code for a protein of 357 amino acids.